UCACUCAAGUAAUGCCAGAGAGAUGUGAAGAGGUGUUUGUGGUCAUGUGAGGCCUGGAUGGUGAACAAACACGAACGUUGUGCCUCAUCAAGUCUGGAAUAAACUUUGCAUGUAACGUUGCCCUGAGUAACACGAGGAAGAUACUUCGGGCUUGUUAAAAACAAUUAUAUGGUCUCCCCUCCCGUCUCAGUCGGUUAAAAGGAUCGCAGAGAGGGCCUUUUAAAAAGGUUUUAAGUGACCGCAGAGAGGAAAUUUAACAUAGCAACGGAAUCUAGUAUUUAAAAUCGCAGUGCCUUUUUUUUCCUUUCUGGAUUUUUGCUUCUUUGGUAGUGCAAGUGAAUAUUUUUUUUUAAAAAAAUGGAUAAAUAUGAUGAUCUGGGGCUGGAGGCGAGUAAAUUUAUAGAAGAUCUUAAUAUGUACGAAGCCUCCAAGGAUGGCCUUUUUCGGGUGGACAAAGUGGUUGUGAACAACCCAGAAUUUGAAGAAACCAGAAGAGUGUUUGCUACAAAAAUGGCCAAAAUCCACCUUCAGAAACAGCGAGAACAAGAGGAGCUGAUGAAAGCAGCCUCCGGAUCUUCAAAUGGUGGUGCUGGUUUUGGUAGUCAGCAUCAGUUUCCAGGCUCCCCUGUAGCUAGAGGUGCCACAGGAACAAACAAAGUGCAAUUGGGAGAAAAUAUCGCUAAGCCUCCUUUGGCCACGUCUUCAAUGGUAUGUGCAGGGCACCAGCUAGCGUUCCCAAAUCAGCCCCCACCUCCUACUGAUGGAGAGUGGGCAAAGUUAUACCAAGAUGGCAAAAGAGCCAGUAGUGAUCAUGGAUAUAGUGACAGUCUGGUGGGUUCUGAAGUCCCUGGAGGACAUGGUUAUCGCAGAGCAGGUCAGGCAAGCCCAGGUGGUACCAAAGCAGCUUUUUCUUCCCUUUCCCAUGAAGAGCUCAAUAAUGGCGAUAACAGGACAGCUAUUCACAGUUGGGGAAGAGAUGCUGAUAAGUUUUCCAGCCUGAAGUCUAACAUGGGCUCCCAUUUAUGGUCAAAUAUGAAUCAUAGUGAUUCACUGCAGAGAAGUCCUACGAAACCUCAAGCAGAUCUCCAGCCAUACCAACAGUCACGAAGUUGUUGCAGAUCCUCUGAAAGUGGGUAUGGCAGUCAGGAAAGUGGAGGUGAGGGCCCUGGGCUCAGUCAGAGCUGUGACCAAAACUCAACUUGCCCAAGAACGUCAUCCUUUUCACAUGCUUGUACCCCUUUGUCUUCUUCUGUUGGCUUUGGUGAUGAAUUGUCUGCAGGACUUCCCAAGCAAAGAUCUUCUUCGUUUUCUGCACACCCUACUCAGGCACUUUUGAAUCGGUCUGAUCCCUUUCAUCCAAACUGUGGGCUUGAGACGCUAGCUUCUGGCACCCCAAGUAAAAGUGUUGGUGACGGCCAAUCGAGGCACGGCGAGAGUUCUCCCUCUUUGGUUUCUGCUUCACUUCCUACUCCGUUACCUCCAAGUGUUGGUUAUCAGCAAGCCAACACUCAACCAAAGCCCACAGGCCAUUUUGUAGUUCAUGGUCAAAAUCACAGGCUAAAUUGUGCUGGAUCUGGCAUGAGCCCUGAGCAGAAUUCCAUCAGUGUAACAUCUCAUGGGCCAAUGAUUUCCGAUGUUCCAAAACCUCCUUUUAUAGAGGGCAUUGGCACUCUGCAGCAUGACUUGGGUCACCAAGAAACCUCCACUUCUUCAAAAAUAAAAUUGCCCUGUCAGACACUCCUUCCACAGCAAGAACAAGGGUCAUCCACAGCAGAGUUAAAAUUAGAAGCUCUUACACAGCGUCUAGAGCAGGAGAUGGAUUCUUGUCCCAAGGCUGACUACUUUGGGACCUGUGUGAAGUGCAACAAAGGUGUUUAUGGCGCAAACCAGGCUUGCCAGGCCAUGGGGAAUCUCUACCAUGACGGAUGCUUUACCUGUGGCGCAUGCAGUCGAAAGCUGAGAGGGAAAGCCUUUUAUUUUGUUAAUGGGAAGGUGUUCUGCGAAGAAGACUUCCUGUAUUCUGGGUUCCAGCAAUCAGCUGAUAGAUGUUUUGUUUGUGGACAUUUGAUAAUGGACAUGAUCCUGCAAGCUCUGGGGAAGUCUUACCAUCCUGGCUGCUUCCGUUGUGUGAUUUGCAAUGAAUGUCUGGACGGAGUACCAUUUACGGUAGACAACGAGAACAAAAUUUACUGUGUCCGAGAUUACCACAAAGUUUUGGCUCCAAAAUGUGCAGCAUGUGGACUUCCUAUUCUGCCAAGUGAGGGAUCUGACGAAACUAUUCGUGUUGUGUCAAUGGACAAGGAUUAUCACGUGGAGUGCUACCGCUGUGAGGACUGUGGAAUGGAGCUCAAUGAUGAAGACGGGCAUCGCUGUUACCCCCUGGGUGACCGUUUGCUUUGCCACUCCUGUCACCUGGUGCAUAUAGAGAAAGGCACGACCCCUGCGGCUGCAUACCGGCAUCAUUACUAGUCAGGGCUGCUGAAAACCCGCCCCAGAAAGCUGGCAAAGGAACGGUUGUUGUCCAGCCAUUUUCCCCAAUUGGCAACUUGCAGUUAAGAGGAUAAGAAGCAGCAGCUUCGCCUUCCAAGUCCCACGCCGAGCAUAUUGCUGACGAAGUAGACACAGUGGUUGUGGAUUCUUGUGUGGGCCUUGAGAGUGGGUGGGGAUGGUUAUCCAGUACGGGAAGAAUAUGUAGUGAUGCCUAGAACUGUGGGUCUAUUGUUCUGGGAAUGGUUAAUCGAUCCUGGCCUCUGUGUAAUGAACACAUGUUCAUUUUUAUUUUUUUGCUUGACAGCUCCCACUCACCGAAAUAUAUCAACAUGCUGUAUCGAGUGUGCUUUUAAAUAAAAAAUUGUGGUAAGUGGGGAUCCCAAAAGUUAGAGGCAGGAAUGAAGCUAAUUGUACUCUUCCCCCUACACACAUUUCAUGGAGGUAUUCUUGUCUUCCCCCAGUAGCUGCUAAGCUUUAUUUAAAAAAACAAAAACAAAAAAGGCACAAACACUGAAAAUAUUUAUGUACUGGUGAGAGAUUGAUCUGUUGCUCUCACCCAUGCUUUUUAGAAACCAAGUCCUUCUAGCUGGCCCUGCAGUGGAAGCUGGAGAGAGAGGAUAGAUUAAGACUGAAUAUGCAGCUUUCUGUUCCUUAGAAGCUCAGUUAUUUGGAGCACUAGGAACUUGAGAUUUUAGAGUAGACUCAGCAGAUUAAGAUCUGUUGUACCUGUCCCUGACUUGCAUGGACUGACACCUAAAUGGAGUGUAAUUUCAAGAAUAGGGUCAUGCGUAUUGUCUCUCUAGCAAGACGAAAAAUGGCUGUUUUCCUCUUUUUUAACUCCUGUCCCUUAAACCACCCCUUCAGUUAAGUGUGUGUGUGUAAUAAAUAUCAUGUGGACUAUUGUGUAUAUAUAUAUUUUGUAACUGAUGCUUGAGGGAAUGUGAGACGGAUACCGGUUAACCUAAAACUUGUUUUUGCUAGGAGUCUUCCAGUUGCUUGCCCCUGUUCAGCCUGGGCUUGAGAGCCAAUAAACUAAU
Gekko japonicus is the source of this 3527-nucleotide messenger RNA. RefSeq names its product LIM domains containing 1 (gene LIMD1). Gene Ontology annotation, molecular function: transcription corepressor activity. Gene Ontology annotation, cellular component: adherens junction; transcription regulator complex; nucleus. The transcript has 8 exons. Lineage: Eukaryota; Metazoa; Chordata; Lepidosauria; Squamata; Gekkonidae. Bases 358 to 2469 code for a protein of 703 amino acids. Gene Ontology annotation, biological process: regulation of DNA-templated transcription; response to hypoxia; negative regulation of hippo signaling. The record is from RefSeq and is a predicted model, not a curated record.